Messenger RNA from Peromyscus maniculatus bairdii (prairie deer mouse), 3314 nucleotides. The record is from RefSeq and is a predicted model, not a curated record. NCBI's taxonomy places the organism in Eukaryota, Metazoa, Chordata, Mammalia, Rodentia, Cricetidae.
AUGAUACAUCUACUGGACCAUAUUCCAGAGGAUAUACCAGUUAGAGACACAGAUGACUCAAUGCAUCUGUUGGAAGGGGCUUCAGGUAAGAGUGUGAAGGCUCAGUCACACAUGGGCAGGAUGAGCCAGGAGGACCGGGACUACAGACUCUUUCAUCUUCAGAAAGAGCCCAGGUCGGUGAAGGAACUCUCUCUGAAGCAACGAGAUAAAAGCAAAAGGCGGAGGAGUACCACGCAGCAAUCCACCACUGCCCAACGGGACCUGCUGGCACUUGCUGCACUCAGGGAGCCUGCGAGGCGGCCACGCCCCUCGGCGCCCCCACGCCCCUCGGCGCCCCUACGCCCCUCGGUUCCCAGGAGAAAAGCGCAUCCACAGCGCCUGUGUCCCUCCAGCGCGCCGGGCGGUGCACAGCCUCGAGUCCCCGUGGGUCGAAGGCUGUCCCACACUCCUGGGCCAAAAGACAGGCGCAGUUGUACAGCCCCUCCUACCUUCAAGGGGUAUGUGAGAGAUGAGAACAACAGAAUCGAAAUAACCAGUGAGCCCCGGCAACUUGCUCACAUCAUGACCGCUAAUUCUUCACAAGUGGAAGAGCUACCCAGGUCUCCUAAGAAAAUGCCCCGAGAUGAACAGCUAACGUGGAGGAGCUCACUGGAGUGUGCUCGGACGGCUGCAGAGCUUCGAGCCUCCAUUAAGGAGAACGUGGAGCUGAUUCGACUUAAAAAGCUCUUAUAUGAAAAGAAUGCCUCACUGGCGGCCACAGAAGCCCAGUUAACACAAGUUCAAGAGGCAUAUGAAGACUUGCUCCAGAAGAAUCAAGGAAUACUGAAUGCAACCCAUGAUGCCUUCCUCAGCCAAGUGAAUGAGCUCAAGGCUGAGCUGUCAGAGGAGAGCAAGAAGGCCAUGAGCUUGAAGACCCAACUGGAAGAUGUGUCUAUCUUGCAGAUAACUCUGAAGGAGUUUCAGGUCAGAGUGGAAGAUUUGGAAAAUGAACGGAAAUUGCUGAGGGACAGUUAUGACAGACUCUUGGAGAACAUGCUGGAUAGCAGCCAGCCGCCUCACUGGAGCAGUGAGCUGGCCAGGGAGCCGCUAACACCGCAAGCCUGUUCGCUGGGCGCUGGGCUGGAGGGAACAAAAAUCUUCCUCCAGGCAACCAACGUGAAAGCUCAGGGUGAAGAUCUGAAGCUUGAAAUCACCAACAUCUAUUACCAGGAUGAACAGGAGGAAGAGGCAACAGGCACAAUGCCCCGGUCUCCGUCUCCAGAAGAGCUGUCUGGACUGGCGGCUCUGCCCACUCUGUUCCAGCACAGAGAUGAGAGAGAGUCCAGUGACCCAGACGCUCAGGACCAGAACAGCCUGUCCCAGAUGCUAAGCCAGUUGCAAGUGUCGCAUGCAGAGACCACGCUGGAACUAGAAAAGACCAGAGACAUGCUCCUUCUGCAGCGCAAAAUCAACGUGUGUUAUCAGGACGAGCUGGAGGCGAUGAUGACAAAGGCUGAUAACGAAAGCAGGGACCACCAAGAGAAACUGGAGAUGCUGAAUCACCUCCUAGACCUCAAGAACAGCCGCAUAAAGCAGCUGGAAGGAGCUGGUGGAGAAGACUUGGGGGUGUUAGAGUACUGGAUGAGACUGUGCUUGCCCCUAAAAUCCAGCUUCCAGGCAAGCAAUAAGUGCAAGAAAGCCCAGGCCUACCUGUCAGUCAAUGUGCUUGGAGCUUGGAAGGCCCUGAAGGAUGAUGAGUCCAGAUCCGAGACUUGGACACCUCGGAACAAACUGCGGAUUGAAAUCACCAGGUGCUGCGGCCUCCGGAGUCGAUGGCUGGGAACUCAGCCCAGUCCCUAUGUCAUGUAUCGCUUCUUCACCUUUCCUGACCACGACACCGCCAUCAUCCCAGCCAGCAACAAUCCACACUUUAAAGACCAGGCUCUGUUCCCAGUGCUCGUGACCUCUGAGCUGGACCAGUAUCUGAGGCGGGAGGCCCUGUCUGUGUACGUUUUUGACGAUGAAGACUCGGAGCCCGGCUUCUAUCUCGGUCGAGCUUUCGUGCCCCUGCUGCCUCUUGCACAAAACAAAUCUAUCAAAGGUGAUUUUAAUCUCACGGACUCUUCGGAGAAGUCCAACGGAUCUAUCAAAGUGCAACUAGACUGGGAGUCUGACUACCUGCCCCCAGAGGUCCUGGAACCGGAAGAUGAGACAGAGGAGAAGGAGAUCAAAGACGACUUUGAGGCCUCAAGCACAGAAGAACAGGUCCCUUACAUUCCCCAGGACCAGAUGGCAUCUACAGAGAUUCCCACCGAGGAUGGCCAUUAUCAAGUGAAGGGAAAAUCCUCUCCAACAGCAGAAAGGAGGGAAAAAGAACGUGAGAUUGUAUGCUACUCCAGAAGAAAACACAGCAAAAGAACCAAUGUCCAAGGCAAGAACCGAAUGGAAUAUCUGAGCCGUCACGUCUUGAAUGGAAACACGCUGCAGGUGCAGUACACUGAGUGGAAGUUCUCAGGGCUCAAGACAUCUGAGGAUGACGGUUUUAAAAGUCAUGUCAAGAAAGUGAAAGUGCCGUUAUCCCAUUCAGCACUGAGACAGGAGGAUCCCUCGUAUCCUGUAAAUGCCUCUCCUCUGGCAGACCAAGCAUCCUCUGGACAAGCUUCUGAAGCCAGCGAAACACAAAGCCCCGACAGCGAUGACGUCAUAGUGACACCCCAAUCUCAGAUGUGUCCUAAAGCUGAUUCAGAGAAGAUGUGCAUUGAGAUUGUCUCCCUGGCCUUCUGCCCGGAGGCUGAGGUCAUGUCUGACGAGAAUAUACAGCAGGUGUUUGUGGAGUACAAGUUCUAUGAUCUGCCUCUGUCUGAGACAGAGACUCCGAUGUCCCUGAGGAAACCGAGGGCAGGAGAAGAAAUCCACUUCCACUUUAGCAAGGUGAUAGACCUGGACCCAGUGGAACAACAAGGCAGAAGACAGUUUCUGUUUGCCAUGCUGCAUGCUCAAGAUCCUGAUGCGGGCUGUUUAAAAUUUACAGUGGUAAGUGAUCCUCUGGAUGAAGAAAAGAAAGAGUGUCAAGAUGUCGGCUAUGCGUACCUUGAACUGUGGCAAAUACUUGAAACUGGAAGAGAUGUCCUGGAGCAAGAACUAGAGAUUGUGAGCCCCGGAGACCAGGCCAUCCAAAUUGGAAGGCUGAAGGUUUCCCUUCGAGCAGCUGCUGCCCUCCACAGCAUUUACAAGGAGAUGACUGAAGAUUUGUUUUCAUGAAAGAACUACUCCACUCUAAGAUUUGAGGGAAUCACUGGGAGAGUCUCUUAUAAAGUAACAUGCUAUGCCAUAAA